GUGGACUCUCCAGCUAGGCUUUGUGGGUAAAGUGCGUUCAGGGUAUCCGCCCAUAUUUCGCCAAAGAGGAGGCCAGAAAACUCAGCAGCGAGACCGGACGCUGGGACAAAUGGAAAGUUCAAUCUAUUGAUUUGUUGACUUAGUUCGGCGCAUUGUGGUUCGAGGCAGACAGCUUUGAUGCGGGCCUUUAGUAGCGGAGCGGGAAAUGCAGACAUCAUCGUGUGAGGCGAGAGGAAGAUCAGCUUGACUCGUUUCAGACGCGGAACUGCAUUCGUUUAAAGGUUAAUCAUGACAGAAUAUAAGCUGGUUGUGGUGGGAGCUGGUGGCGUUGGCAAGAGCGCACUUACAAUUCAACUUAUCCAGAACCACUUUGUGGACGAAUAUGACCCCACCAUUGAGGACUCGUACAGAAAACAAGUGGUGAUAGAUGGAGAGACAUGUCUGCUGGACAUCCUGGACACUGCAGGUCAGGAGGAGUACAGCGCUAUGAGAGAUCAGUAUAUGAGAACAGGGGAGGGAUUCCUCUGUGUUUUUGCCAUCAACAACACCAAGUCCUUUGAGGACAUUCACAACUACAGAGAACAGAUAAAGCGGGUGAAAGACUCUGAGGAUGUCCCCAUGGUGCUGGUGGGUAACAAGUGUGACCUCCCGUCCCGAACAGUGGACACCAAACAGGCUCAGGACUUAGCACGUAGCUAUGGCAUUCCCUUCAUUGAGACAUCAGCCAAAACCAGACAGAGAGUGGAAGAUGCCUUUUACACCCUGGUACGGGUGAUCAGGCAGUACCGCCUCAAUAAGCUCUGCAAGGAGGAAAAGACGCCACGCUGUGUCAAGCUUAAAAAGUGUGUUGUGAUGUGAAAGGGGGAGUGGACGAUGCCUUUUACACGUUAGUUCGAGAAAUCCGCAAGCAUAAGGAGAAGAUGAGCAAGGAGGGCAAAAAAAAGAAAAAGAAGUCCAAGACAAAGUGUACACUCCUGUGAAAAAUCAGUCCUUAUCCAGACAGACUUAAAAAAAAAAGAAACUAUGUUGAACAGAUCAAGUAAAAGAUUUUGUACAUUACACUAAAUUAUUAGCUUUUUUCUCAACACCCUCUGUAACCAAUACUUAACUCGACCCACUUUGUCUGCCUUCUUAUUUGCUACUUGGACAACAAUAAGCUUUAUUUUCUGUGCCAGUUGCUCACAUGCAUUUUGGUUUGUUCCGAUUUUGUUGGGUGGUGAUUUUUUUUUUCUUCUUCCCCAAGUUGUUUGCAAUCUACAUCACAACUCCCGGACACUUAGUUCUGUGAAGGUCCUUUGGCUACAGGUUACAUCAUGGCCUGGGAUGCCAAAGAAAAAGUACUCAUCUAGUGUAAAUUACUCUCCAAGGAGAAAUGUUUAUGUAUGCAUGGCAUCCUUUAACUGUUUUUAACAACUUUAAAUAGCUAUUCAUUCAUUCAUUUGUCAUUUCUUUGUAUGGUGUGGGGAGCGAUCACAUCGCCUUCUUUAAGUUCUUGUUUUUGUGGCGACAUGCAUGGUGUCCUGUGUGUGUGUUCAUCAGCUGCCUUGUUGAUGAGGCGUGCAGCGACAGUCCAGUUGAUCGGGUCUUCAGUAAUUCACCUUUGCCUUGUGAGAGCCAAACCUGCCAUUGUUAGUAAGACUAAGGCACAUCCACACAAGAACACAGCCCUUCCUUUAUACUUAAAUGCUCUUCUCACAACACGUCAACAGAUUUGUCUGAUAGAGAUUAUUUUUAGGGUCGAAUUCCUUCAUCUGUUGCAAUGAUGUAGAAAACUGCCUUUUGGUGUCGAAACGAUUCAGCAGAAUAAUUGACAGUUAUUGUUAUGAGGCACAAUUUUGAUUGAUUCAUUUGAUUGGGUGAUGUACAUUAAUUAUCAAACUGUACUUUUUUUUUCUUUCUUAUCAAUAGAGAACGGUUUUAAAUACACUACACUUUCCUAUUCAAGUGUUUUUGCUGGUGAAGUGUGAGUUGUGAACACCAGGGGUCGCCCUCGACAAGAUUUUGAAGAGACGUUUCCUUUACCGAUCCUGUGUUUUAGAACGUUUUAAUUCCCAUCCCUAAUGCGUGCCAACAGUUGAUUUCCCCCGAAUCACUUAAACCGUGAUCCUACUUUAACACAUUUUGUAUAGUUGUCGUACUGAAAGGUGCAUAUUUUGUAGGUUGUGCUUCAUUUCAUUAAUGUGUGUUGCAGAAUGUUUCUCAAAUGGAGUGUUCCUAUUGCGUGUGCCUGACUGCGUGCGUGUGCGUGCGUGCGUGUGUGUGUGUGUGUGUUUUCAAGGGUUAGGGACGUGAAUGAAAGGCCACUUUGCAAUAUGUUCAGUCGUGAUCUGAUCUUAAUUGCAUCUUUUUGUCUUUUUUCUUUUUGCCAAGAAUCCCACCACUCCUAUUUAAUGUGUAUUAAAGAACAUAAAAAGGAA
Messenger RNA from Nerophis ophidion (straightnose pipefish), 2417 nucleotides. It is a transcript of the gene kras, whose product is annotated as v-Ki-ras2 Kirsten rat sarcoma viral oncogene homolog. Gene Ontology annotation, cellular component: plasma membrane. The transcript is spliced from 6 exons. Gene Ontology annotation, biological process: Ras protein signal transduction. Gene Ontology annotation, molecular function: GDP binding; GTPase activity; GTP binding. Lineage: Eukaryota; Metazoa; Chordata; Actinopteri; Syngnathiformes; Syngnathidae. The coding region runs from base 289 to 858 and encodes 189 amino acids. The record is from RefSeq and is a predicted model, not a curated record.